Molecule: messenger RNA, 1428 nt
Organism: Penicillium riverlandense
Lineage: Eukaryota; Fungi; Ascomycota; Eurotiomycetes; Eurotiales; Aspergillaceae
Product: mercuric reductase
Exons: 1
Coding region: 1-1428 (475 amino acids)
Molecular function (GO): oxidoreductase activity; flavin adenine dinucleotide binding
Source: RefSeq, a predicted model, not a curated record
AUGUCAACAGUCACAAAAUACGACGCCAUAAUAGUCGGGUCAGGACAAUCUGGCACCCCACUAGCCACUGCAUUCGCGACAGCUGGCCAAAAAACAGCACUCAUAGAACGCGAUCAUAUCGGUGGAUGCUGUAUAAACGAGGGUUGUACGCCAACGAAAACACUGAUUGCAUCAGGUCGCGUCGCGAAUCUCACCCGUAGGGGGCCGGACUAUGGCAUACACGCUUCCAAUACUAAAACCGGAGUGAAUGAGGUCGUGGCCGACAUGCUCAAGAUACGCCAACGAAAACGCGACAUCGUCUCUUCAUUUCGCAGCGGGAGCGAGAACAGACUUAAAGAUGCUGGUGUGAAUGUCCUGAUUGGUGAAGCAAGCUUCGUUGACAAGAAAACCCUUAAAUGUAAAUAUAGCGAUGGUACAGUCACGACUGUUCAGGGUGAGAAGAUAUUUGUUAACGUUGGAGAACGACCGUCAUCUGUACGCUUUGAGGGGAUCGAGUCGCUUGAUCGAAAAAGGGUGUUGGAUUCUACCUCAAUUCAAGAGCUCGACGAGAUUCCUGGCCACCUCGUGGUUAUCGGCGGAGGAUAUGUUGGGUUGGAAUUUGCACAGCUGUUCCACAGACUGGGUUCGCAGGUCACUAUCAUCCAGCGUGGGCCUCAAUUAGUCCCGCGCGAGGACGGGGAAAUUGCCCACAUGUUACAAGAAAUUCUUGAGGCGGACGGUCUCACAGUACAUACGAACUCCCGCCCUGUGAGGAUUGCGCAGUCAACUAGUGGCUUUGCUCUCAGUAUCCACACCGACAAUGGUGAUCAAACAAUCCAGGGAACACAUAUCCUAUCCGCUGUCGGUCGCAUUCCGAAUACAGACAAGUUGAAGCCAGAAGCUGCAGCUAUCGACACCGAUAGUAAAGGAUACAUUCUGACAAACGAGUACCUUGAAACUUCGUCUCCUUCAGUUUUCGCAAUUGGCGACGUGAAGGGGCCCCCCGCGUUCACGCAUAUCUCAUACGACGAUUCUCGUAUCAUUCGGUCUAAUAUUCUGACACCAUCUUCUAUGAAGCUCUCUAUCAAACAGCGCAUUGUCCCAUAUGUCGUGUACACAGAUCCACAGCUGGCCCACGUCGGCCUCCAUGAGAAGGAGGCUCGUGCACAGUUUCCUAACAAGAAGAUCCAGACAGCGAAGAUGCCAAUGGCAUACGUCGCGCGCGCAUUGGAGACAGACGAGUCAAGAGGAGGGAUGAAGGCUAUUGUGGAUGGCGAUACAGGGCUAAUACUUGGGUUCACCUGUCUAGGUCUCGAAGGUGGCGAAAUAAUGAGCAUUGUUGAGAUGGCGAUGAUCGGAAAAACUCCCUAUCAAAAAUUGCAAGAUGCAGUCUGGGCGCACCCGACUCUUGCGGAGAGUCUGAACAACAUAUGGGGAUACUUGGACUGA